This is a messenger RNA of Fimicolochytrium jonesii, 950 nucleotides long. Its product is annotated as mitochondrial 18 KDa protein-domain-containing protein. Gene Ontology annotation, cellular component: mitochondrion. The record is from RefSeq and is a predicted model, not a curated record. Lineage: Eukaryota; Fungi; Chytridiomycota; Chytridiomycetes; Spizellomycetales; Powellomycetaceae. The coding region runs from base 143 to 817 and encodes 224 amino acids. The transcript has 3 exons. Gene Ontology annotation, biological process: mitochondrial fission.
GAUCGCGAAACGUGGCGGAACCCAAAGCUCCCAAAGCCGACGCUGAAGCCGCUCCGACAAGCAUAAAGCCAGCCAGUGAGUGAUCUCACAUUCCCUCCUUUCCCAACACCGACAAUACCUCUACCUCAACCGAUAGACAACAAUGGCCAAACAAAGCCCAUCAGCGAAUGUAGACACCAGCAAGCCAGUGACUGAAAUCGUCCUGGACGACCUGAAGGCCGACAUUGCAAAAUACCCAGCCACAGCCGUCACCCCUCUCCAGCUGAUAGAGCAUCCCCAAACCGCGGAGUCGACCGACACGCCGCUGCGUUUCUUGGCUUAUGCUGCUCGGUUCAAGACGUUGGCUAUCACUGGUACUCGAUACCUUGCUUACACGUCGGAUGUUGGUGAAGCGUUUAGGCCAGUAGUCCAUAAGAACCUCGUCAAUGCCGCAUACGGUAUCUCCUUCGCAUACGUCGGGUUCGAUGUCGCACUGGAAGGCUACAAGGCCGCCCAGCGCAACGCCGACAAGAUGGAAAUCGCCAGAGUAGUUGCCGAACGCGGCGUGUUCCAGGGUUUAGCGAGUUUGCUGCUCCCUGCGUUGACUAUCCAUACCGUUGUUGAUAUGACCGGCAAAGCUUUGAAGAGCCGCCCGAAGACGGCCUUCGUCCGAUGGACCCCAACCGUGGCAGGUCUUUUCGUCGUUCCCUUCCUCCCUAUCAUGUACGACCACCCUGUGGAGCACCUCGUAGCGAAAGCGUUCGACACUGUCUGGCCCCUGGAACGCCCGGUCACAUUGAAAGAUGUGAAGGAGAAGGUCAAGGAGAAAGUUCAGUGAGGCGCCUCAUAUGUUUUGGGAAUUCUCGGGCCUGGGCGCGAAUAGACUAGAUGGUGGGUUAAUUGUAAGGGUAUAUAGAUAGGUGGCUUUCGCAGGUGCUAAGUUGUAACCAACAUGAGGGUAUUAGGCACUG